UCUCUCUCUCCCCUCCUCCUUUCUUGUUCUCAACAGUCUGAAAAACUGCAGUUGCGUUUUGUUUGGUUAAAAUGCAUUUUAAGUGCCGCCCAGUCGGCUCAUCGGGCUGUUUGAAUUUUGUGUUCGGCAGAGGAAGGGGGGUGGGGUCCGUCCGUCCUCGUUGGCGAUUGGUCGUCUUGAGCCACAUCCAGCUACAGCUACACGGAAGUUUCUUAGCCCAGCGCCGGGAGUUACUCCAUCUUAAAGUACUUCUCGAUAGGAAGCGAUCUGCGCAGGUUGUUCGCAACGAGUAGACAAGAGAGUAUUAAAUUUCGACUCCCUUCUUUUUACUUCUGUUUUUCCUAUGAUUUUGUUUUACCCCAAAGCAAUGGUUAUACAUCGUUUAAACUCCAGUCUUUGUGGUCUGCAUACUUUUAACAAACUAUGAACUUGUGAAACGGUUGCAAUUUCGGCCGUUUGUUUGAUAAUUCUGCCAAAUCACUGACCUCUAGUGUCUUCAGCUAGAAUCGCAGCAUUAGUACUGUACAGGACUGCCCUCACGUAGCUUGUGCACAGAAAGAGGGUGAGGUACUGCAAUAUAACGCUCAUUUUUCAAAGAGGUGUGCAAAAAAAAAAGAGAAAAUAUCUUAAGAAAUCGUCGUUAAAUUGUCAAUUGAAAUUUAAAUAACCACGACUCAUUUUAAAAGGAAAUGACGGUUACAAUACUGAAAAUGAUGUACAAAUAAAGAAGUUCAGAUUGGUUUAUACAGUUCAUAUAAUUCGACAUUCAUAUAACAGCAACAAACCAAAUCCGCACGAUUUUUAAAAUAAGUUAAAAAUACAUUUCCCACACACCCCUGCUACACCGACUUUAAGUGACGUAUAAUGCAUGCGCCUGUUUGGAAGUUGGAGACAGUCUUUUUCCCCACAAUGGCACUGUUUCCAGCUUUUUCGGGAUUGUCGAGUAAUAAAGCUCCAGACAGUAAAAGUUCAUCGGAAGGGUUGGAUUGGCUAAGCAAUCAAAGCUUCCGGACCGAGGAUGCGUUAACCCUGCACCGGCUGGUGGUUGAGGAGGCUGACGAGAGCACACGGAGCCCCACAGAUCCCAGGUUUUCUGUGGAAAACGAGCUUUCAGAUGGAAGAGAGGAUGAGGAUGUCUCCCAGUCCAGGAAAAAGAAGAAGAAAAAGAAGGAAAAGAAAAAGCAGAAGAAGAGGAGCAGCGAGGGGGAUGCCGGCCUCAUCUUUCCCAGUGAUCUCUUAAGGAGUGAACAGGAGGCUGAUGGGAAGAGACAGGAGAAGCAGCUUCUUCCUGAAGGCACCUUCAGAUGGGCUGAUGAGUUCCAGGCUCCUCCGGAGCUGCCGUUCUGUGUUGAUAAGAAAGCAGACCCAGCCAACUGGGAGUACAAGUCCCUCUACAGAGCAGACAUCGCCAGGUAUAAAAGGAAGGGUAACUGCCCCCUUGGCCUGAACCCAAAGACGCAGGGUGUAACGUGGGACGAUUCGGCUUCGGAAAAGAAGAAGGGUGAGAAAAGGCAGGCGCAGGAGCGGUACUUCUCCAGGGCCGGCCGUCAGCUGCUGAGCGCCGAGGGAGCUCCUGUCCGCCCCCGCGCGGAGCCGCCGUCUCCCAGGGGCGGCUUCCUCCCGCUGCCCGACUGCCCCGAGGAGGGCGCCAGCGCGGCGGCCGCCCCCUCCUGGCUCAACCCCCUGGGGAUCUACGACAGCUCCACCGCGCUGUGGCUGCAGGGCAAGGGGCAGCCAGAGGGAGAGGCGCCGCCGCCUGGUGCCCUCUGCGCUGCAGGGCCGGCCGCGAGGGCGGAGGAGUACAACAGGAGACUGCGAGAGAACCCCGCCGACGUGCAGACCUGGAUGGAGUUCGUACGCUUCCAGGAUGAGCUGAUGGCCGGACCCAGCGCCUUCAGCAUGACGGAGAGCGACUCUGACAAGGGGAAGAGAUCCCUCAGGGUGACCGUGGAGAAGAAGGUCUCCAUCCUGGAGCGAGCCAUCGAGAGCAGCCCGGGCAGCGUGGAGCUCAAGUUAGCCCGGCUGGAGCUCUGCCAGGAGCUCUGGGAGCCCUCCACCCUGCUGAAAGAGUGGAAAAAGCUCAUCUUCCUGCACCCCAAUAACACAGAGCUGUGGAGGAAGUACCUGGUCUUCAGCCAGAGCCAGUUCAGCACCUUCUCGGUGUUGAAGGUGAACGGUGUUUAUGGAAAGUGCUUAAGCACUCUGGCUGCUGUGCACGAUGGCAGCAUGGUGUCGCACCCCGCGCUGCCUGGUACCGAGGAAGCUAUUCUAGAGAUGUUCCUGCAGCAGUGCCAGUUCCUGAGACAAGCAGGACACUCCGAAAAGGCUCUGUCCCUCUUCCAGGCCCUGCUGGACUUCACCUUCUUCAAGCCCGACAGUGUGAAGGACUUGCCCACCAGGCAGCAGGUGGAAUUCUUUGAGCCCUUCUGGGACAGCGGGGAGCCCCGAAUAGGAGAGCGGGGUGCCAGGGGCUGGAAGGCAUGGAUGCGUCAGCAAGAAAGGGGCGGCUGGAUUAUACCCACAGAAGCAGACGACGACGACGAAGAUGCGGACGAUGACGAUGGCGAAGUGAAGGACAGGUCUCUGCCGAAACCCCAGGUCUGGCUGGAAGUGGAAGCGUCUCGGGAGGCCAGGCACUGGCUGCCCUGGAGGCCGGACAGGGCCAAGGGCCAGUCGGAGGAGGACUGUGAGGACCCUGACAGACAGGUCUUGUUUGAUGACAUCGGCCCUUCCAUGAUCAGGAUUUCCAAGCCUGAGCUGAGGUUCCAGCUGGUGUGUUCGUUUCUUCACUUCCUUGGGAUUCCUGCGGAGUGCAGCUCCUCUGACCCUUUCUGGAGCAUAUUCCUUGAUAACCUCUCGGUGCUGGAAGAGGGACUGGAAUGGGAGAGGCCCUUAACAUCCCUCUACCCUGAGCAUGCUGGGAUCAGCUCUGUCGGGCACAUGACCACUCUGCGCAGUGCCAAGAAGCCCAUCGGCCUCUGCAAGCAAGGAGAAGAGUUUGUGCAGAAUGUGUUCCAGCAGUUAUUACCACUGUGCUCUUCAGAGGAAAAGUCCCUUCUCACACUUUACUGGAUACAGUACGAGAAGUUAAAGGUGCUCAGGUGUCUGCAGAGCAACCAGAAGAAGAGGCUGAAGUCCCAGGGGAAGAAGAGCAAGCGACUGGCCAAGAGUCUGCUGAAGGUGCCGGAGAACCGGAACUGCCUGGGCCUGUGGAGGCAGUACGCCCACCUGGAGUGGCUGCUGGGGAACCUGGAGGACGCCCGCAAGGUCUUCGACACCGCCAUUGCCAUGGGAACCGGCCGGGGGCUGCAGGACGCCGCGCUCUGCGAGCUCUGCUUGCUGUACGCCCAGCUGGAAGUGGAAGCAGCGGAGGGCGCGGCCGCCGGGGCCUCUUCCCGCGCAGCCUACAUCCUGACCAAGCUGGCCGAAGGCGGGCCCUACUCGGAGUACGAGGGACAGGUGUCCCCGGUCGGCGUCCUCAAGGCCCGCAAAGCCUACGAGCAUGCCUUUCUGGACGUCUCGUCCCGAACCGCAGACGGCCCUGUCCAGCCCGGGACUCUCGGUAGAGCUGUGAGCGUCGCCGGCUGUUUUGCUUUGUUUCAGUACCUGACCAUGGGGAUCGAGGCCGCGGACAAGGUCUACAGGCAGGCAGGUGAGCGAGUGGCCGAGGGCCUCUCUACGAAGACGUCGGCCCGCCCCUCGGAGCUGGAGACCCUGGCCCUCAUGCAGGCCACGCUGCUCAGGUACCACAUGAAGGUCAGCGUGUUCCCGGUGCGCCCUCUCAGGGAGGCUCUCACCGCGGCGCUCCGGCGCUCCCAGGGCAGCGCGCGGCUCUGGAAGCUGUACGUGCAGCUGGAGAGCCGGUACCACAGCGCCAGCCGGGCCCGGAGGUUCUUCCACAGCGUCACCAGGAGCACCGGCAGCGUCGUGCCCUGGCUGUUCGCCAUCCACGCGGAGCAGCAGAGGAAAGAGCUCGUCGAUUCUGUGCAGAGGGUGGGGGGUGAAGAAAUGCACUCCACCAUACCGGAGAACGGACUGAGCAACCGAAUAAGAGUUCUGUUUGAAAAAGCCAUCGCCAGUGAAAAUGGCUCCCACUGUCCCCUGCUGUGGAGAAUGUACUUGCACUUUUUGGUGUCCCAGGGAAACACAGAGAGGAGCAGAGGGAUCUUUUACAAAGCUCUACAGAACGUCCCGUGGGCCAAGGGUCUGUACAUGGACGCGGUGGCCUAUUUCCCGGAGCGCGUGCAGGAGUUCCUGGACCUGAUGACAGAGAAGGAGCUGAGGCUGCGCGUGCCGAUGGAGGAGCUGGACAUCCUCCUGGAGGACUGAGCCCAGACCCCGGACCCCGCUGGACCAGCUGCAGAAGGCGCGCCCGAGUUCAGUUUGAGCUCUCUGAACCGUGUACUCGGAGUUAAAGGCACCUGCUAGCUCUGCCAGGCCGCGUUCCAAUACUGUAGUCACUUUACCAGCCUCGCGUGUGAAAUGAAGAAAGUGUGCAUUUAAGAAUGUGGUUGUGGAGCUUGUGAGUGGCUCAGACAGUAGUGGUACACACUUUGAGUGCAGGUUGGGCUCCUUGAUCCUCAGAUUAGGAGAUAAGGCCAUGUCAUGUUACAACCCGACUGUGACGGCCACUGAGAGGAGUCAGGCAGGGCUUCAGGGGGUGCCUGCAGUUUGUGGUAACAGCAAUGAUGACAUGCCUCUCCUCCAAUCAGUGCUGAUCCUCCCGUGGGUCACUUCAGAGUGUGCAGAGAGUCAAGAGAUGAUUGGUUGGAUGGCGGACGGGGUGGGAGGAGCCAGGCUAUCCUUCCUCAUUGUUCCCCUGAGCUGCAAAGCGAGACACAAGGAGUCAAAGACUGAGUUUAUAAUUAAGAAUAAGCAGUUUCUAAUUUUAGAAAUGUAGAAAAUUAAUAUGUAUCAUAUUGUAC
Molecule: messenger RNA, 4925 nt
Organism: Lepisosteus oculatus (spotted gar)
Lineage: Eukaryota; Metazoa; Chordata; Actinopteri; Semionotiformes; Lepisosteidae
Gene: nrde2
Product: NRDE-2, necessary for RNA interference, domain containing
Biological process (GO): RNA processing; regulatory ncRNA-mediated heterochromatin formation; negative regulation of RNA catabolic process
Cellular component (GO): catalytic step 2 spliceosome
Molecular function (GO): protein binding
Source: RefSeq, a predicted model, not a curated record